AUGUAUAUAAAAUGUAGUAUAAUAUAUAUAGUAAUAUUUAACAUAAUAUUAAUUAAUACACUGAGUAGUAAUAUACGUAAAAAUACCAUUAGAAACAGUUAUUUCCACACACAUUUACUCUUCCAAACACUCGACCUCAUCAAAAUAUUUGGGAGGAUAAGUGAGGUAUCGUUGAUUGGGAAUGUGAUACCGUUGAGUGUGGACAGAUUAGGAAACAAUUUCACGGUAAAAAAAUUACGCUGGAAGCGCUUAUUUAAGAAUAAAAAAGAGAAAUUAGACCUGGAAACUUUCAAGGAAAGAUUAUACAAUUGUUCCUUUUCCUGGCCCUCUGAUUAUAUUACUAACAGAACCACACCCUUUCUUAUACCUCUUAAAUUCAGACAUAAAUAUAAACUCAAAUGUAAAUGCUUUCCAGUGAGUAUGGAGUUGUAUUAUGAUAUAAAGUCUCGACUGUGCAAGGAUGGAGAAUUAAUAACGAAUAAAAUUAUUAAUAAUUACAUACAAAAUCAACCCAUUCACAUUAAUUCUAUUGAUUCUACGUUUAAGGCGUUGAGUGGUGAGGAGGAGGAAUUAACGUUGGAGCACAUGAUUGCUUAUAUUAAGUAUCGAUCACCUUUGAUACAAAUGAUUAACUGGAACUCUUUCAUAUCCUCACUCCCCGUAGGACCUGAUGACUAA
Theileria parva strain Muguga is the source of this 678-nucleotide messenger RNA. Its product is annotated as putative integral membrane protein. The record is from RefSeq and is a predicted model, not a curated record. NCBI's taxonomy places the organism in Eukaryota, Apicomplexa, Aconoidasida, Piroplasmida, Theileriidae. The coding region runs from base 1 to 678 and encodes 225 amino acids. The transcript has 4 exons.